Molecule: messenger RNA, 4428 nt
Organism: Trichomycterus rosablanca
Lineage: Eukaryota; Metazoa; Chordata; Actinopteri; Siluriformes; Trichomycteridae
Gene: ncstn
Product: nicastrin
Exons: 17
Coding region: 134-2254 (706 amino acids)
Biological process (GO): protein processing; Notch receptor processing
Cellular component (GO): plasma membrane
Source: RefSeq, a predicted model, not a curated record
UGCCCUAAGUAGGGCGCCUAUAUUGGCAUUUGGGAUACAGCCUUAGAGUCACCUGACACACAAGACGGAAAAGGAAAUCACUGGAGCUGUUGAACUUCCUUUGUUUUGUGUAUGAGGAGUAGAAAGCAGGAAAAUGGAUCAGCUUUCCUUUAAAUGGCUUCAGUUUUUAUUCGUCAGUUUCUUUUAUACAUAUGUGAGCUGUAGCUCAGUAGAGCAGAAGAUCUACUUUAACUUGAAUAACACAGUUCCCUGUGUCCGGCUCCUCAAUGCCACUCAUCAAAUAGGGUGCCAGUCAUCUAUAUCAGGAAACACUGGGGUUCUCCACAUGCUAGAGAAUGAGGACGACUUGAACUGGAUCCUCAACAAGGGGCCACAUCCACCUUACAUGAUACUCAUCGAGUCAGGCGAAUUCAACAGAUCCUUAAUGAUGAGGUUGAAGAACUCCAGUCGGGUGGCGGGAGUGGCAGUGAUACAAGGCAGCACAGCUCCCACUCAAGGCUUCUCACCACACACGUCCUGCCCCAACCAGAACACAGGUGUGUACUCCGAGCAGUACGGUCCUGAGCUGUCAAAUUGCAGCACAACAGUGUGGAACCCGCUUGGCAACGACCUAUCCUACGAAGACUUCUCGUUCCCCAUUUUCUCAUUUAAAGAUAAUAAUAACACCCAAGUUAUUCGCAAGUGUAUUGAGGAUCACAACAUGCGUGUGAACGGCACCGCCCCCGAGUACCCACUGUGCGCCAUGCAGAUCUCCUCUCACAUGCACGCCGUCACCGACACGGUGACCUGCAUGCGUCGUUCAGACCUGCAGCAAAGCUUCAGCAUCAACCCAGAAGAGGUGUGCGAUCCUCUCUCAGAUUGGAACGUGUGGGCACCUCUGAGGCCCAUUAACAUCACCGCCAAAGGCCACAAAGAGAAUGAGAGCGUAGUCAUCGCUGCUACCAGGCUGGAUGGGCGAUCGUUCUUCUAUGAAAUUGGUCCAGCAGCAGAGGGAACCGUGUCCAGCAUCGUGACCCUGCUGGCUGCCGCCCAGGCUCUUCGAGCGGUCACUCAAGUGGCCCCGCCCCCUCGCAACAUCUUCUUUACUUUCUUUCAGGGAGAAGUUUUUGAUUAUAUUGGCAGCUCCAGGAUGGUUUACGAUAUGCAGAACAAUAAAUUUGCGAUCGAUUUGGACAACGUGCACUCAGUGCUGGAAAUCGGACAGGUCGGGCUUCGGGAUGGACCGAAACUGUGGAUGCAUUCAGACCCUGUGUCUCGGAGAAACGAAUCAGUUAAUGAGGAGGUCACGGCUCUAGUAACCAACAUCAAAUCUGCAGCCUCCGCACUGAAUCUCUCACUAGACGAGCCAAACGCCACUCAGCCCUUACCACCCGCGUCCCUACAGCGCUUCCUGAGGGCUCAGCCAAUUCCGGGUGUGCUGCUUGCCGACCAUCGAUCCUCAUACGUGAACAGGUACUAUCAGAGUCUGUAUGAUACAGCAGAAUACCUGCAUGUGAGCUACCCUCCUGAUCUGAGCCCAGAGGACCAGCUAGAGUACGAGACAAAAGCUGCCAAGUCUCUUACCGAAGUGGCGACUCUGGUAGCUCGCUCGCUGUACAAACAGGCUGGAGGGGAAGACAAGUUCCUCAGCAACAUCACCGCUGAUACCAAGACAAUGGCCAAGCUGCUGUACGGCUUCUUGGUUCAGACCAAUAACAGCUGGUUCCGUUCCUUACUGCCCCCGGAGGCCGCAUAUGGACGCAAAUCCAUUUUAACCUCUGCCCCACCGCUGUACUAUGUAGGCCUGAGUAUGAGCAACAAAGUGAAGAUUGUGACCACCUUGGUGAAGUUCAUUUUGGCCAAUAUGACUGGCACUGCCACCAGCCUUAACCAAACUCAGUGCCAGAGUCCUAAAGAUGUUCCCGGCGAGAGCAAAGAUUUGUAUUCUUACGAGUGGGUAUCUGGUCCUGCUUCUGAAAACCACACUACAGGGGAACCAUUUUGUGUCCGAUCUAGUGUUUUCCUUACCAAAGCCAAGUCCCCUGCUUUUGAGCUUCGGGAGUACGGUUCCAAAGAGUACUCCACGUGGACCGAGUCGCGCUGGAAGAGGACGGAUGCUCGCAUCUUUCUAAUAGCGAGUCCACAGUUAGAGAUGUUGACACUGGGAGUGGGUAUAGCUAUUCUGCUGGUAUCUCUGCUGCUGACCUACUUCAUCAGUUCAAAGGCAGAGCUUCUAUUUAGCUCCACUCACGAGACCCCAGCGACCACCUACUGAACCCCCGGACUCCGCCCACAGAAGCACCCAGAAUAAACGUACAGUUCACUCACACAGACUUUAAUACCACUGUACAGACUUGUGCAUUAAUUUAUCAUUCGGUACCACUGUUCAGUCUCCAGCAUUAGAUUCAGCAUGACUGUUGUUGAUUGUCAGCUGUCCAGCCGGACUGUUUAUGUACACACAUACAUACACACACACACACACACACACACACACAUACACUUUCAACAUAAUUCUAUGAUUAAAGACUCUUAACUGGACCUGGCCACACUGGACUAAACUGGACACAAGGCCAGGUGUGGGUAUACUGAACAUGGUGAGCUGGGAAAAGAUGUCCAUAUUUACUUUUAAAUGCUGACCUUUCAUUUGUGCUUACUGUUUGUUUGGCACUAAUCAGAAUGUUUUUUUUAAUUUAAUGUAUUAACUGAUUAUUUGAGCGUAUGAAUAUUAAAGCCUGUUUGUGUACGUGUGAUAAAUAGGGCCCUAUGAUUUCCGUGACAAGAACAAGGAUGUAAUCGCUGAUUUGCUGAACUUACACCAUCUUCACACACACACACACACUUUUUCUAGUUGGUCAGUCAGUGUGUUAUUAAUCAGAUUUUCAUGGUACCAUGCUCCUCAGAACUAUAAUAAUAAGAGACCACAGAGUUGCUCUGAUUAGCUGAAUAAUCGGAUCUAGUGCAGCCUAAAUCUUCUAGUUUUUGAGCCAGAUUUCUGUUGCCAUUAAGCGCAUUUUGCAGGAGUGUAAAAAGAAAGGACACGUCUCAAAACGUUGAAGAUCUUAACAUGUGUCUAAUUGCAUAUGCUUUUCAGUUUACUGUAAAAAAAAAAAGUCUUCUUGUUUUCUUCUAUUUUUAAAGCAGAAGUAGUCCUACCACUGCUGUUGGGCCCUUCAGCUGUUUGAUUUGUGUCCUAUAAUAGUUGUAAGGUGCUUGGGAUGAAAGCAAUUAUGUAUUCAUUUUUAUUAUAUAUUUAUUUUUUACAUUUUUGACAUUUAGUGGGUGCGUUAAUGCAAAGUGAUUUACGAUUAUGAUCGAAUACAAUCCAAGCAUCUAAGAUUGGUGCAAUGCUUUGCCGAAAAUAAAGUGCAACAGGAAUCAAAUGGCAUCCAGGGUAGGUGGGAAAAAUGAAAAUUUUGACCAGUAUUUCCAAACAAUGUCGAUUUUAUUGAAAAUAUGAAAUAGGACAAAAUAUCUGUAGUAAUUAAUUGAUUUAAAUAAUGAAGUAGGUAAUUAAAAUAAAGAAAAGGAUUUCAUAGGGUCAAAACAAUCACAUGUGCUUGCAUACAUGCAUGGGUGCAUGUAAAAUCCGUGUGGGCACGUACCUGCACCCAUGCAUGUGUGCCCAUACGUACACUACAUAGCCAAUACUCUUUGGCCACCUGACAAUGAGCUUGUAAAAACAUAUGCUAUUAUAAUAAAGUGACCCCAGUGUGAUCUUCUCAGCUAUUACAACAGCCACUUUUCUGAAAAGGCUUCUCAUAACACUUUGAAGUAUGUCUGUGGGAAUUUGUGCCCAUUCAAUUAAAACAGCAUUUGCAUGGCUGGCAAGCGAUGUUCAAGAAUGCCUCAGUUCCAAAGCUGUUCAGUGGGAGUGGAGUUUCUUUAAACUGAGCUUUUCUUCAUUCCUUUAUAGGCCUUGCUUUGGGCACAGGGGCAGAGUCAUGCUGGAACAGGAAGGGACCUUCCCUUAACUUUUGCUGCAAGUUAGCAUAUAAUUUCCUUUAUAUAAGUGAUUUAUUUCACGUUAGUAAUUGUUGUGGCUGAAGCACAUGAAUUAAAUCAUUAGAAGAGGGGGGCCCAAUACUUUUGUCUAUAUAGUGUGUGUGUGUGUGUGUGUGUAAGCAGAUGUGCAAUAAGUGCAGCAGAAUCCGUGUAAUGUUCUUUCUAAGUUCUCCUAAACAGAAUUAAACAAUAAUGUGUUUGAUUGGACCUGAACAUGUUUUCAGCUGAAUGACCACUACUGAGAGAUACUACAGUAAAGCAGAGGCGAUUCUUUUCUGUAACUCCACCCUGAUUUAACAGGCACAGAACAUCAAUGGACCAAAUCAAGAUGACAGAUGUGGGUUUUUUUAUUUUACAGUAAGAUUUUGAUGUAUGAUGUCAUUAUUUCUGCGUGAGAAGUUGGUAGAGAUUGAUGCCUUGAUUACUGAAUAAACACUGCUUAUUUUA